Messenger RNA from Drosophila hydei, 451 nucleotides. RefSeq names its product probable DNA-directed RNA polymerases I and III subunit RPAC2 (gene l(2)37Cg). Gene Ontology annotation, cellular component: RNA polymerase III complex; RNA polymerase I complex. Gene Ontology annotation, molecular function: DNA binding; DNA-directed RNA polymerase activity; protein dimerization activity. Lineage: Eukaryota; Metazoa; Arthropoda; Insecta; Diptera; Drosophilidae. The transcript has 2 exons. The record is from RefSeq and is a predicted model, not a curated record. The coding region runs from base 80 to 400 and encodes 106 amino acids. Gene Ontology annotation, biological process: DNA-templated transcription.
CAGGGUUGCCGAGUAACCGAUAAAUAUUGUGCACGUUUUUGAGCAAAACAAUUGUUGAAAUUGUGAAAUUUGCUACAUAAUGGGCGCAUUAGCAGAGCUUGCAGGCGAUGAAAAAAAUGGCGACGGCUCCCGCACAUUUGUUUUUAUCAACGAGGGCCACACGCUGGGCAAUGCAUUAAAAACAAUUAUAGCCCGCUAUCCGGAGGUCGAUUUCUGCGGCUAUACGAUACCACAUCCCACCGAGCAGAAGCUACAUUUUCGCAUACAGUCGCAUAGAGAGCGAGCAAUAGAUCUACUUAAGCGGGGACUGGAGGAUCUAGAGGCACUGUGUGAUCAUACAAUAGAAACCUUUGAGAAAGAGAUAAAUACGUUUAAUGCCACAACUGUAGAGAUUAACUAAUAUAUAUGCUAGCCUAUGGAAAGGUAUCAUGACUUUUUUUCUAGACAACGC